AUGGCCGCCUACCCCGCCACGUUCAAGGCCUACGAGUACUACAAGUACGGCGACGCCAUGGAGGAGAUCAAGUUCAACGCCAACGUGACCCAGAAGCCGAUCAAGGCCGACGAGCUGCGCGUCAAGAUCUUCAGCGCCGCCGUGAACCCCGUGGACUACAAGCUGGUCACGUACGGCCCGCACAUCCUGCCGCACGCGCCCACGGCUGAGAACCCCUUCCGUGUGGGCUUCGACAUGGCCGGCAAGGUCGUGGAGGUGGGCAGCCACGUCAAGGACUACAAGGUGGGCGACGAGAUCUUCGCCAUGCCCGGCUUCGUCAGCUUCGGUACCUUCGGCGAGUACAUCAACAUUGAGACCAAGUACGUGGCCCCCAAGCCCAGCAGCAUGUCGUGGAACGAGGCGGCCGGCGUGCCGCUGGCCGGCCAGACGAGCUGGCAGGCGCUCGUCACCUACGGCAAGCUCCAGAAGGGCCAGCGCGUGCUCAUCCUGGGCGGAAGCAGCGGCACCGGCGUGUUCGGCAUUCAGAUCGCCAAGGCGCUGGGUGCUGAGGUCAUCACGACGUGCAGCCACCGCAACGUGGAGCUGGUCAAGUCGCUGGGCGCCGACCAGAUUAUUGACUACACCAAGGAGAAGUGGAGCGACCCGGCCUCGUGGAAUGACGCCGCGCAGAAGGUGCUCAAGGAGAAGACCGGCAUCUUCGUGACAAUUCUGACGGUCGACAAGCCCAUCGAGUCGCCCAUUGGAGCUACCUUUCACCAGAUCUUCAACGCGCCGUGCACCGAGUACCUGCUGGAGGUCAAGAAGCUGAUUGACGCUGGCAAGGUCAAGACGAUCAUCGACUCGGUGCACCCGCUCGAGAACGUGAUGGAGGCUUUCAAGAUUCAGAUGUCCAGCCGCGCCCGGGGCAAGAUCAUCAUCGAGAUCGCCAAGGAGUAA
Phytophthora sojae is the source of this 936-nucleotide messenger RNA. RefSeq lists its product as hypothetical. NCBI's taxonomy places the organism in Eukaryota, Oomycota, Peronosporomycetes, Peronosporales, Peronosporaceae. The transcript has 2 exons. Gene Ontology annotation, molecular function: oxidoreductase activity. The record is from RefSeq and is a predicted model, not a curated record. Bases 1 to 936 code for a protein of 311 amino acids.